Coprinopsis cinerea okayama7#130 is the source of this 2547-nucleotide messenger RNA. RefSeq lists its product as hypothetical. The transcript has a single exon. Lineage: Eukaryota; Fungi; Basidiomycota; Agaricomycetes; Agaricales; Psathyrellaceae. Bases 1 to 2547 code for a protein of 848 amino acids. The record is from RefSeq and is a predicted model, not a curated record.
AUGGCUCGCCAAUCCAACACAAAUGCGACAUCCACGACGACGACGCCCCACCGCAACGUUAUCGCCGUCGUCGAGAUUAACUCGUCGCCUGAACCUGAAGAUAUCACCCCUCUCGCCGGACCUUCCUCGACGCCCGCGAGACCCCGCCCUCGACCGCGUGCCGUCGCUCGUAAAGCCCAACCUCAACCUCAACACCAACAAUCUCAGAGCCAGAACAAAGGAAAAGGAAAAGCGAUAGCGCGGACGCCGUCUAUCAUCGAAUUGAGCGAUUCGUCGGAGGAGGAUGAUGAGGUAGAAGAGAUUGUUGGUUUCACCGCUACUACAAGAGCGACUACGACGACUACAAGAACGACUACGACUACGAGUACGACAGCGACGAGACGAAUAACGCGUUCGACCUCACGACAACCGCCUCCUCCGCCUUCCACGCCAACCGCGAGAGAUAAAGGAAAGGGGAAAGGCAAAGCGCGCGCACCAUCCGUGCGCUCUAACGCGCUUUCGCCUGUCCUGUCGAAUACCCCAGUUGCAGCAGGAGGAUCAUCGCAGCCUCAGCAGCCCCAGCCGCUGUUCUUGCCUACCAGUAGCGAUGAGGAGAACGUCCCUCCCCUUCUUCCUCCUGCUUCUUCAACCCCGGGCGCUUCAACGACGACGACGACGGGUGCGAGACGCGGUUCGGUGGUUGGACGCACGGCUUCGGUUGAGGAAGUCGGGUCGGGGCGACGUGUUGCGCCGCUUCCGCGUCGUGCGUCUGGGAGGGUUCAGCCCGCCCCAGCUCCUGCUCAACCGCAACCUCAACCUCAAGUGCACCAACAACAGCAGGGACAACCUCCUCAAGCCCAGCCCGACGAGAUAGUCCCGAAGGCUACCCGCAAUGGCGAUGACGAUGAAGACGGGGAUGGGGAGGAGCUCUGGCACGACGCGCUCACGUCUCCUAUUUUGCAGCCGCAGGUUCUGGGUGGGGAUGAGGGACCGCGGGAUGAGGAUUUGUAUGGCGAGGAUGGGGAGGAUGAGGUGGUUAUUAUCGAGGAGGAACCCAUGGAGCGGCGCCGAGGACGAGGACAGGCUGGGCUCCCAGAGGGCCAAGCUAAUGUUGAUCAAAAUCGACUUCAGCCUCCACACAACGCCGCCGAACCCGUCGAACUGCAGCAACCCGAUGCCGCACGCCAGCAGCCCAACGUCGAACCUCAACCUCAACCGCAACCUCAACCUCCGCCUCAACCUGAACCUCUGCCUCAGGCCGAAGAAGAAGACCCCCUCACACACGCACACCUCUCCAUCCUCGAACUCAUACCCGACAUCGAGCCCGACUACCUCUAUGCUCUAAUAACGGAGCAUAUGCCGACGUAUGGACGCGGAGGUGUGGUGGAGUACGUGGUGAACUGGUUGUUUGAGAAUCCUGGGUAUCCGAGGGUUGAGAGGGGGGCUGGGGGGAGUGGGUCGAAGGCUGAGGGAUCGAAAGGGAAGGGGAAGGCAAGGGAUGGAGGGGGAGAAGGAUCAGAGAAAGCCAAAGGAAAGCGCCGAGCUGAUACCGGAGAGGGCGUCGAAGGCGGAAGUCCGGGAAAACGACGCCGACUCACCCACCACCACCGCCACCACCACCAUCACCACCACCUCGACGAAGACGAAGCGGAUGUGGGUGUAGACGACCCGGAAGGGUUUCUUAACCCUUCUCGACCUUUUCCUUCGGGCAGGGACUAUGCGGAUUUGGCUAUCCAAGCGCUUCAGAACGACUUCCCGUUUAUCCCGGUUCCGUAUUUGAGGAGGGUGUUGUUUGAGGGUGGGGGUGGAGGGGAUGGUACUAAUCGAGCGGGUGGUGCUAGUCGAGCUGGAGACUUUGUGGAUGGAGGAGGACGGGAGGUUGGGGAUGGAAGCCAGGAGCCGAUAGACGUCGAUAUGGACGUCGACAUGGAACGCAACACCGAGAACGCGAAUGGGAAUGGGAGCACAGGAGGCUACGCCAAAGCUUUCACCUUCCUCACGCUUCAGGAAUCGAGGAUCGUAGCGGCGGGAGGACACGAGCUUGUGAAUGAGUCUGGGGGGUUGCCGUAUGUGCGAAAGACUAUUCCUUCCGACCCUGCGAAGCCUGUAGGAUCGGGAGGAGGCGGAGGAGGAGGCAGAGGCGGUAGUGCUGGUGGUAGUGGUGGUGGUGGUGGUAGUGGGAGUAAAGCGAAAGCGAAGAGUAAAGGGAAAGGAAAGAAGAGGGCGUUGGAGGACGACGUGUUCGAGCGGGAGAGGGCGUUUGUUGAGCGGUGGAAAGCUGCUUUUGAGCGUCGUGGUAGCCGUGGUGGACCAGGAAACGGGGGUAACGGCGCUGCGGGAGGAAGCGGCCCUGGUCAAGGAGGCAGACGAGGUCACGGUGAUGGCGAUGACGAUGAUGAACAAGAGGAAGCAGAGGAAUUCAACGAACAAGCAUUCCUCGCGUCCCUCGAGAACGACCAUCUGCCCUCUGAGCAGAACCCGGAUGACCCUUCGUUGGUCGAGUGUCAGUGCUGUUUUGGGAUGUUUUUGUUUGAGGUUAUGACGCAGUGUCCUGAAGGUGCGUACUAG